This is a messenger RNA of Plutella xylostella (diamondback moth), 1880 nucleotides long. RefSeq names its product ubiquitin-conjugating enzyme E2G 1 (gene Ube2g1). NCBI's taxonomy places the organism in Eukaryota, Metazoa, Arthropoda, Insecta, Lepidoptera, Plutellidae. The record is from RefSeq and is a predicted model, not a curated record.
AAUAGGCAACUCAUAUGUUUCACAACCUGCCGAAAACUCAGCCAGCCAGCCAUCUUUUGUGAAAAAUCAUUUUUGUUUCGUGUCGUCAGGGUAAAUUUCACAAUUGUAAUUAAUGUCAGAGCCACAGUCUUCGCUUUUGUUAAAAAAGCAAUUAGCAGAACUGAACAAAAAUCCAGUGGAAGGAUUUUCUGCUGGGUUGAUAGAUGACAAUGAUAUAUACAGAUGGGAAGUACUUAUUAUUGGCCCCCCAGACACGUUAUAUGAGGGUGGAUUCUUCAAAGCGCACUUACAUUUUCCUAAGGAAUACCCUCUGAGACCGCCACGGAUGAAAUUUGUUACUGAAAUAUGGCACCCAAAUAUUGAAAAGAAUGGUGACGUAUGCAUAUCAAUAUUGCACGAGCCCGGCGACGACAAGUGGGGCUACGAGAAGGCGUCGGAGCGGUGGCUGCCCGUGCACACGGUGGAGACCAUCCUCAUCAGCGUCAUCUCCAUGUUGGCGGACCCCAAUGACGAGAGUCCGGCCAACGUCGAUGCUGCGAAAGAAUGGAGAGAGCGAUACUCGGAUUUCAAAAAGAAAGUGGCAAGAUGUGUUAGGAAAAGUCAGGAAGAUUGUUUUUAGGGACGCGAGGGCCAGCAGAUCACUGUACAGUGUUGGAGAGGGCCACACUAGUAUCUCAGCAAUAAUGUCGACCCCUGCAGUAGCCACCACGCCAGAGCACACCGCCCCGCUACACACUUCUAUGUGUGCUCAUUAUGUUUCCUUUUGCAGAAAGAAUGGAGAGAAUCUUAUUCGGAGUUUAAACGAAAAGUAGCACAGUGUGUGAGAAAAAGCCAAGAGGAUUGUUCCUAGGUAACAGUGCCCUUUACCAUGAGUAGUUGAAUAGUGAGUGUGUGACGCACCAGCCGAGGUGCCGCCCCAGGGGCUCCAGCGAACAGAGACAAUAUUGAAAUUGAUUUAAAAUAAAUACUUAUUGUAAUUAAAAGGUAUCGCUGCCGCAUAUUAUAUAUAUAAUUAAUUAAAAUAGAAUUCAAGGUCUUUUUCAUCUUUUUUAAGACAUGUUAGCUAGCUAUUAUGAUAAUGAAAUGUGUACGGUAAUUUUUGUAGAAAAAUGAAUCUGCAUUUCUUUUUUGUUUCUUCUUUAUGAUAAAGUUUGAUCUCUGUAAGUAGCAACCAAAUCCGAAGUGUUUAUCUCUUAUUUAUUGCAUGUCUUGAUGGUACUAGGAACAUGUUGAAUUUAAGACAUGUAAAGUGAUUUAAAAUUUAAUUUGCGAAAAAUAAAAUAUUAUUUCUGAUUGUAGGUUAAUAAUGCCUUCCGAGAUCAUCUUAUUCUAGUGCUAAUUUUUAGUAGUAAAUUUCAUACUUAUGAUUAUAAUAUAAUUGCAUAUAAAUUUGAAUUUUAUAAUCUUUUUAUUGUAUUGAUUCUGUCGCCCUUUUUAUAUCUUAUGAAUUUAAUGUCACCAAAUAUUGGUGAUUGAAUAGUUGAUGAUUGUGGUUUCAUCAUAAAAUUGUGUAUUUCUUAUAUAACAUUCAUAAAAAUUAAAAGGUUGAUUACUGCUUUAAGAACUUUGCUAAUACUGUAUGAUGAUAACUAAUUCUUUAUCUUAUAUCUAAGGGCAUUUAAUUAAGUAAACAUUUUUAGUUAAAUUUUUGUAAAUGUACGAUCUAUAAAUUCAUUGUUUGUUUGAUAUUGAUUUGCUCUGAAAUUAAUACCUUAAUUGUUUUUGUUUUUCAAUAUCUCUCCACCCAGGGUCGGGAAGCAAAGAAAUGAUACCAAUUAAAAUAACCUGAGUUUUCCGCCAUUGGCUUGUAACAUGUGUACAAUAAUUUUACCUGUGUAUGUAUAUUUUUUACUAUAAAAAUCAUAAUGCAGUAAAUUAAA